CUCAUGCCUUGUCUCGCUCUUCUCCCCUCAUAAGCCCUCCUUCCGAAGGAUGGCAGCUGCCUCUUUCCGCUACGGCAUGACCAUCACCGGGGCUGUGCUGCUGGUGACGGGGACGCUGUGCUUUGCCUGGUGGAGCGACGGGGAGGUGGGCUCCCCGGCUGGCAGCGGGGCUCGCCUCCUGCCUCCCCGGGAAGCCGAGGCGGUUCCCAGCUCCUCCUCUUCCAGCGCCCUGCUCCGCUCCGUCAGCUUCUUCUGCUGCGGCAUCGGCGGCAUCCUCCUCCUCUUCGGCCUCCUCUGGUCCGUGAAAGCCAACGCCAGGGUGGUGUCCCGCCGCUACCAGUACCAUUUCCCCAGGGACCUGCAGUACUUCACCGCGGAGCCUCUGGAGAAGUGGAACUGCAGCUCUUGGGAUGCCAGCGCCAUCCCCACCUACGAAGAAGCCCUGACCUGCAGACCUGCCCACGGUGCCCCAGCCUACGUCCAGCCCCCGGGAAGGAAGGAAGAGCUCACGCCGCCCCUGUACCGCUACCUGGAGGAGGACGAGAGCUGGCAGGGUGGCCGCCGGCGCAGCUCCUCCGACAGCGCCUUGUUCCGUCCCAGCCCGUCCUGGCUGGAGACCCAGCACCCUGGGGAGCCGCAGGCAACGCCUCCUCCCAGCUACGAAAACAUCAGCGUCCGGGGGGUCUGA
Haliaeetus leucocephalus (bald eagle) is the source of this 688-nucleotide messenger RNA. RefSeq names its product transmembrane protein 61 (gene TMEM61). The coding region runs from base 50 to 688 and encodes 212 amino acids. The transcript is spliced from 2 exons. Lineage: Eukaryota; Metazoa; Chordata; Aves; Accipitriformes; Accipitridae. The record is from RefSeq and is a predicted model, not a curated record.